Molecule: messenger RNA, 1755 nt
Organism: Alternaria atra
Lineage: Eukaryota; Fungi; Ascomycota; Dothideomycetes; Pleosporales; Pleosporaceae
Exons: 1
Coding region: 1-1755 (584 amino acids)
Biological process (GO): DNA damage response
Cellular component (GO): nucleus
Molecular function (GO): histone H3K56 acetyltransferase activity
Source: RefSeq, a predicted model, not a curated record
AUGGCGAGUGCUGGUGUCUCUAAGCCGCUGAAAGAGUUACUGGCCGAACAGUUACCAAAGGAUGUGCCUAUCACCUUCUAUCACUACUCAACACCACCCUCCAAGUCCUCCGCCCUCUUCUCCGCGCCGCCGCAUGGCAAGUCCGAACGAACAUACUGCGAAUCGCAUACACUAGCAGCCUCGAUAGUGCCAAAAGAUGCAGCAGCCUCAGAACUACCCGAGGAGCUUCUCAUACUUGCCAUCGAAGUCUUGAUCUACACCACGAGAAACCUCACCACCAUCUUCGUCUCCAAGGCCGACUCGACAGGGUACAUUUCGGAGCUGCAAUUACCGCGAGCCCAAUCUGGAUCGCCUCUGAAAGCUAUUUGCGGAACAUUCGUAUCUUGGCUUGCAAGAGAAAGGCAGAGAGAAGGGAAGAAGCUUGUCGUGUCUCUCUUCGCAAGGGCACAGGAUCAAUACCUGUUCCCGGCGAGCAUCGAAAACAAAAACAAGCAUGUUCUGGAUGAUAGAGGCUUGGUCAAGUGGUGGUGCAGAGUACUCGACCCGAUAAUAUGGGAGUACAAAGCCGAAGGAGAACGGAAAUCCUUCGCUGAACGGCUGGUUGACGCUGAGGGCACAGAGACGAACGACGUGCCAGUACAAUCAGAGUCUACAGCGAAGGGAUAUCUGGUAAUACCGGGCUUCGAACCAUACGACACGCUGCGAUACAUUCCUCCACCUUCCGUGCCGAACACUCCUCGACGCUGGGCGAACACACACCCACUCCUACAGAUCGCUCCGUAUCCUGCUGCACCACCACGGUGCCUCGUGCCACACUUUCCAGACGACCCCAAGGCUAGGUUCCUUGACGAAUUAGACGAAGAACUUCCCGACCGUGGCACAGAUACUAUGGUAGUAGAUGGAGGCACACCUUCGAGAAGCAACGGGCAGUGGAAGAGCGUCAAGACGCUUGACCAGUUUUGGGAGUUCAUGGCGUUCAGGCAGGAAUGUUCGUCAGGACGUAUAGUGGGUUUCAUAUGGGUUGUCAUAACACCGCCUAAGCCUUCAAUACCCGAGGAAGAUGAGGACAUGCCGUCGCAGCAAUCGGCAUCACAGUCUUUCUCACAGAUCGACUCGCAAGAGAACGUACCCAGCCCAAAACGACGGAAGACAAGUCGGCGAAGGCAAGAGGCUAAAACCAGGUAUGGACCUAUCCCGCUUGUCCUGCCCAAGAUCAAGACAAGCUCUUCGAACCUAUCGACAUCGUCAAAUAUGUCUUCCAGCUCUGCCAAAACUCUUCCUGAGAACAGCCCAUAUUGGAAGUGGCCUGCUUCCUCACGCGGGACUAUCUGUUUCUCGCUCAAGAACUACGACCGCGCACACGAGGUCCUCUUACAACAGACGUUUGCGAACCGAAAGGCAGCAGCACGAAGCACGAGGAAAUGGAAAGAAGAGAUUGCUGUUCUCGGCGGCAUGGAUGAAUGGAGCUUUACAGUAAAGGGAACAAAGGAGUAUGUAGCUGCAGGAAAGCCCUUGGAUGCAACAAACGGUGUGACACCGACGAUGGUCAUGGGUGUACGAAAGAAGAGGAAGCCCGACACCCCAUCAGAGGCGGCAACCGGCGCGGAAAAGUCGGUGGAGCCUGCGCAAAUGCUAGGAGAAAGCAUGGUCAGAAAGAAGGCAAAGAUCGAGCCAACACCCGUUACUGAUGCAAGUGCUGCAAAUGGUGUGAACACUUUGACCGCUGGACUAGUGCGCAAGAAGCCAAAAGCUUGA